Molecule: messenger RNA, 1698 nt
Organism: Cinclus cinclus
Lineage: Eukaryota; Metazoa; Chordata; Aves; Passeriformes; Cinclidae
Gene: PTPN5
Product: protein tyrosine phosphatase non-receptor type 5
Exons: 13
Coding region: 1-1698 (565 amino acids)
Biological process (GO): protein dephosphorylation
Molecular function (GO): protein tyrosine phosphatase activity
Source: RefSeq, a predicted model, not a curated record
AUGAAGGACGUAAAUGAUAAUCCCAGAGGACCAUCUGUCCUGGAGCAGGCAUUGGAACCAAGUUACUAUGUGAGUGAAAGGACUGAAUGCAAGUCAGAUGGUUGUUCCCGUCCAGCUGUUAUGGAGUCAGUGGAUGAAGCUGAAGGACGGCAAGAAGAGCUGAACAGGAAGGAGCAGUCCCUGAAAGCCUCCCAGAAAACAGCAGUGCUCGGUUGGCCUCCCCGGUGGAAUGGAUUAAUGCCCGGAGACAGCAUGUAUCUGUUUGUCCUCUCACAGAUACUGCUUCUGUGCAUGAUGCUGUGGUACAGCACUUAUGGGACCAUCCCAGCAGGUCAGAAUGCCUUCGACCUGCUCUCCUGCUUGCUUACGCCAUUCAAACAGGUUUUUUCAGAUCAAGGGGAGAGCCUGACUACAGUUGGGAGCGUUGUGGUGUCAUACAUCCUGCUGUCUUUGGCUUCUCUAGGACUGCUAUUUGUAGGAUCUCUGUUCUGGCACCUCCUCAGAGCCCGACCAGACCCCCCCUUUCCACUGCAAGAGGACAGACGCCAGUCUGUGAGCCGGCAGCCUUCCUUCACGUACUCAGAGUGGACGGAGGAUAAAAAUGAGGAUGACUUCCUAGAUUUGGAUCCUGUACCAGAGACUCCAGUCUUUGACUGCGUAAUGGACAUAAAAGCGGAGACAGACCCAACUACUCUGACGGUUAAAUCGGUGGGCUUGCAAGAAAGGAGAGGUUCAAAUGUUUCACUCACACUGGAUAUGUGCACCCCAGGCUGCUCUGAGCAAGGCUUUGGCUAUGUCAUGUCCCCACGGGAACAGUCAGCCCGAGAAUAUCUCCAGACAGCAUCGAACAUCCUGACUGAAGAGGAGUUGCACAAGAAAGCACUGGAUCCUUUCAUACUCCAGGCAGAGUUCUUUGAAAUUCCAAUGAACUUUGUGGAUCCAAAGGAGUAUGAUAUUCCAGGCUUAGUCCGUAAGAAUCGCUACAAAACAAUUCUCCCAAAUCCUCACAGCAGAGUGUGCCUUACCUCAGCUGAUCAGGACGACCCCCUCAGCUCUUACAUUAAUGCUAACUACAUCAGGGGCUAUGGAGGAGAGGAAAAGGUAUAUAUUGCUACUCAGGGACCGAUAGUCAAUACUGUCACUGACUUCUGGAGAAUGGUGUGGCAGGAACGUUCUCCCAUCAUUGUCAUGAUUACCAAUAUAGAAGAGAUGAAUGAGAAAUGCACAGAAUAUUGGCCAGAGGAGCAGGUCACCUAUGAAGGAAUAGAAAUCACAGUUAACAGAGUCAUACAAGCAGACGAUUACCGUUUAAGGCUCAUCACCCUAAAGAAAGGAGAAGAAGUCAGAAACCUGAAACAUUACUGGUAUACGUCUUGGCCAGACCAGAAGACACCAGACCAGGCCCCUCCUCUGUUACAGCUAGUACUGGAAGUGGAAGAGGCCAUGCAGAGUGCAGAGGAGAAGAAUGCCCCAGUGAUUGUUCACUGCAGUGCAGGCAUUGGGAGGACUGGCUGUUUUAUUGCCACAAGUGUCUGCUGUAAACAGCUGAAGAACGAGGGCAUAGUUGACAUUUUGCGAACAGCCUGCCAGUUACGGUUAGACAGAGGAGGAAUGAUCCAGACUUGUGAACAGUAUCAAUUUGUGCAUCAUGUCAUGAGCUUGUACGGGAAGCAGCUUUCUAGAGCAGCAGAAGAAUAA